Molecule: messenger RNA, 3438 nt
Organism: Taeniopygia guttata (zebra finch)
Lineage: Eukaryota; Metazoa; Chordata; Aves; Passeriformes; Estrildidae
Source: RefSeq, a predicted model, not a curated record
CCCGGCCCCGCCGGUAACGGGAGCGGCCCCGGGAACGGGACCCGGGCGGCACCGCCGGCCGCUCCCGCCGCCCCCCCCCGGGCCGGGACCAUGUCCUCGCGCUCCGCCCUGGCGGCGGGCAACGAGCGCAACGCCGACACGCUGGCGGCCCCGGGGGGCGCGGCCCGGCCCGAGAAGGGCCCCCCGGCGGGGGCGGGCCCGGGCCGGGGGUCGCUGGGCCCCGCCCGGGGCCGGAACUCGCUGGGGGCGGAGGAGCCGCCGCACGUGGGGAAUUACCGGCUGCUGAAAACCAUCGGCAAAGGCAACUUCGCCAAGGUCAAACUGGCCCGGCACGUGCUGACCGGCCGAGAGGUCGCCAUCAAAAUCAUCGACAAGACGCAGCUGAACCCCACCAGCCUGCAGAAGCUGUUUCGGGAAGUUCGGAUCAUGAAGGGGCUGAACCACCCCAACAUCGUGAAGCUGUUUGAGGUGAUCGAGACGGAGAAGACGCUGUACCUGGUCAUGGAGUACGCCAGCGCAGGUGAGGUGUUCGAUUACCUGGUGUCCCACGGGAGGAUGAAGGAGAAGGAGGCGAGGGCCAAGUUCAGACAGAUUGUCUCGGCCGUGCACUACUGCCACCAGAAGAACAUUGUGCACAGGGACCUCAAGGCCGAGAACCUGCUGCUGGACGCCGACGCCAACAUCAAGAUCGCGGAUUUUGGCUUCAGCAACGAGUUCUCGCGGGGCUCCAAGCUGGACACGUUCUGCGGCUCGCCCCCGUACGCCGCCCCCGAGCUCUUCCAGGGCAAGAAGUACGACGGGCCCGAGGUGGACAUCUGGAGCCUGGGGGUCAUCCUCUACACGCUGGUCAGCGGCUCGCUGCCCUUCGACGGCCACAACCUCAAGGAGCUGCGGGAGCGCGUCCUGCGGGGCAAGUACCGCGUGCCCUUCUACAUGUCCACGGACUGCGAGAACAUCCUGCGCCGCUUCCUGGUGCUCAACCCCGCCAAGCGCUGCACCCUCGAGCAAAUCAUGAAGGACAAAUGGAUCAACAUCGGCUACGAGGGCGACGAGCUGAUGCCCUACACGGAGCCCCAGGAGGACUUUGGGGACACCAAACGCAUCGAGGUGAUGGUGGGCAUGGGCUACACCAGGGAGGAGAUCAAGGAGGCGCUGAGCACCCACAAGUACAACGAGGUGACGGCCACCUACCUGCUGCUGGGCCGGCGGGGAGAGCCCGAGGGUGGCACGGGCCCGUCCCUGUCGCUGUCACGGCCCCGGGGCCCGGCCGAGGCUCCCAACGGUGCCACCACCAAGUCGGGGACAUCGGGGACACACGGCCGGGGACAGCGCGGGGCCGGCCACCACCGGCAGCGGCGGCACAGCGACUUCUGUGGCCCCGCCCCCUCGGCGGCCCCGCCCCGCCGCAGCCCCCCCGGCCCCGCCCCCCCGGCCGAGCUGCGGGAAGGGGGCGUGGCCUCGGCGGGAGUGGGCGUGGCCUCGUCCCGGCGCGGCAGCGGCGGCGGCCCCGGGGGGGCGGGGCCUGGGCCCGGGGGGGCGGGGCGAGGGGGCGGGGCCGCCCCGCCCCCCUCCCCCCUGGUCAGCCACGCCCACAACCCCAACAAGGCCGAGAUCCCCGAGCGGCACCUGGAGGGAGCGCCCCACGUGCCCCCCAGCGUGAUGGGCCGCAGGAACACCUACGUGUGCUCGGGAGGUGAGCGGCACCUGCUGCUGCCCAAUGGCAAGGACAGCCUGCCGUCCCGCCCGCCGCCCUCCCCCUCCAGCCACUCGCUGGGCGGGGCUCACCUGGCGCACCUGGCCCGGGGCUGCUCCGCCCGCAGCACCUUCCACGGGGGGGGCGGGGCCGGGGGGGGCCGCCGGGGGGGUGGGGGAGGGGCCGCCCCUCCCCCCGCCUCGCCCCCCCCUCCGGCCCCGCCCCGCCGCCGCCGCCCCGCCCCGGCCCCGCCCCACGGCCACGCUGCUCAGCAAGAUCACCUCCAAGCUGACCCGCAGGGUGUCCCUGGACCCCUCCCGGCGGCAGAGCUCCAAUCGCUGCGUCUCGGCCACGCCCGGCCCCGGCGCCACCAAGAUCCGGUCGCAGACGAACCUGCGGGAAUCGGGGGACCUGCGCUCACAAGUCGCCAUCUACCUGGGGAUCAAGCGGAAGCCGCCCCCCGGCUGCUCCGAGGGGGGGGGGCUGUGACGGCCCCUCCCCCACCCCCGGCAGCCGCCCCUCCCCCGCCCUCGGGGGGGACGGGGCAACGGCCCCGGGGACCCCCAGAACCGGAUCGGGACCCCCGGAACCGGAUUGGGACCCCCAGAACUGCAUCGGGACCCCCAGAACCGGACUGGGACCCCCAAAACGCGACCAGGAUCCCCCCCGGGGACCCCCGGAAUUGGAUCGGGACCCCCAGAACCGGACUGGGACCCCCAAAAUGGGACUGGGACCCCCCCCAGGAUUCCCAGAACAGGAUUGGGACCCCCCAGAAUUGGAUCCGGACCCUCCCGGGACCGGAUCGGGACCCCCAGAACCGGACUGGGACCCCCAGAACUGGACUGGGACCCCCAGAACUGGAUCGGGACCACCAGGAUGAGACCGAGACCCCCCCCCGGGACCAGAUCAGGACCCCCAGAACCGGAUCGGGACCCCCAGAACUGCAUCGGGACCCCCAGAACCGGACUGGGACCCCCAAAAUGGGACCGGGACCCCCCCCCCCCGGGACCCCCGGAACUGGAUCGGGACCCCCAGAACCGGACUGGGACCCCCAGAACCGGAUCAGGACCCCCCUGAGACCCCCAGAACGAGACCAGGAACCCCCCAGAACUGGAUCGAGACCCCCGGGCCCCCCCGGGAGCAGAAUGGGACCCCUGGAACGGGAUCAGAACCCCCAGAACUGGAGCAGGACCCCCCCCCGGCCCCCCAGGAUGAGACCGGGACCCCCAGAACCGGACUGGGACCCCCAGAACCGGAUCGGGACCCCCCCGGGACCCCCAGAACCGAACUGGGACCCCCGAAAUGGGAUCAGGACCCCCCUCGGGAGCAGAACGGAACCCCCAGAAUGAGACCCGGGACCCCCAAAACUGCAUUGGGACCCCCCCGGGACCCCCAAAACCUGCCCGGGGGACCCCCCAGGAGCCCCCCAAGGAUUCAGCAGCCCCGGGAUCCCCCCGACACCCCCCAAAAUUUGGGGACCAGCGGCGCUGGGACCCCCCUGGCCCCAUAGGGGGGUGGGGGAUGGGGGGGGGCACUUUGGGGGUCCGGUGCCAAGAUUUUGGGGACCCCCACCCCCAAACUGCAGCCCCCUCCCCUCCCGUGUACAGUCUGUAAAUAGGCCCCGCCCCCCCGGACCCCUCCCCUCCCCCCCAGGACCCCUCCCCCAUUUUUAAGUUAUUCCUGCCCCGAGCUGUGCCCCCCAACCCCCCGACCCCUCCCCAAAAAUAAACCUCGGGACCCCCCUC